CAUCCCGGCUGCAAAGCGGACCAAUGGCAGUGUGACAAAUACGAAUGGCACAGCGUAUCCUGUAUAGCGGAAUAUCAGCGAUGCGACAACAUAACAGAUUGCGCAGAUGGUUCAGAUGAGAAGGAUUGUCGUGAGUUUUACUUUACAGUAAUCGUUGGAUUCGAAGGACCUCAAUACAUUGGAUUUUUCGCACGAAAAUCCGCCAAUCCUGUCGACUGCGAUAAUCAUGAUGGAAGUGUCUUUAUGUGCGCCGAUGGACGACAGUGUUUCGAUGUGUCAAAAAAAUGCGAUGGAAAGUAUGACUGUCGCGAUUUGAGUGACGAAAAGGUAAUGUGCUCUUUUACGUUAAUUUAA
Molecule: messenger RNA, 354 nt
Organism: Strongylus vulgaris
Lineage: Eukaryota; Metazoa; Nematoda; Chromadorea; Rhabditida; Strongylidae
Source: the annotation of a GenBank genome assembly